This is a messenger RNA of Cataglyphis hispanica, 4536 nucleotides long. RefSeq names its product dual specificity protein phosphatase 15. Gene Ontology annotation, molecular function: protein tyrosine/serine/threonine phosphatase activity. Bases 1264 to 2322 code for a protein of 352 amino acids. The record is from RefSeq and is a predicted model, not a curated record. Gene Ontology annotation, cellular component: cytosol. The transcript is spliced from 8 exons. Lineage: Eukaryota; Metazoa; Arthropoda; Insecta; Hymenoptera; Formicidae. Gene Ontology annotation, biological process: protein dephosphorylation.
UGCAAACGUAGCCCAGUAGUUCAUCAUGUGCAAGUCCUACUACACCAGAUUUCCCGUUUUUAGGGCAGGGUCGAGGGGUGCCGAGGGGUGCGAACGGUCUUUAUCGAGCGGCUUGUGCGCGAGUUUGCCAACGCAGACGUAUACGACGCUUUAGUUUCAGGGACGGAUAAUUUCCCAUCCUCUUCGUAUAUUGUGAGUUGUAAUAUUGCGAAGCACGUGAUUAUUUCUGUCAAAAGAUCGUCGUAAAGAAUUACAGCCUCUUUAUCGAGAAUCUAUGAAUUAUGAACAUGAUACAUUGCGAAUUUUACGGCAAAGAAAUUAGAAUUUAAAACUCGCGAAAAAAAGACGAAGGAUUAUUCGAUCCAGGAUCUGGACAAUCUUCAUUCACUCCUGUCGAUCCCCUCCAUGUUUCAUUCUCAUCCUCCCAUCGUGGCAAAUCUGUUACAAGAUUUCGCUAUCCUCACCCAUCUCAUGGCAAUGAAUUUGAACAGGCCGCAGACGUGGUGAAAACGACCAUAUCCGCUCACGUUGGCUUCUAAAAGAGAAGUCCGGGAUAUGAUAUAUCGCGGUGAUGAAGCGAUUAUUGGAACGAGAGUCGACGAUUGCGGGUGACCUCCUCCAGAAAAAGAUGAUAUUUUUCGCGACACAUCGUUCACCUAAAAUUUCGUCUAUUUUCUUGCAUCCGCCCAAAGGAAACCGAAAUAAUUUAUGUAUAAAUAGAACCUCUCCCGCUGAGGCCCAUUGGAGCGGCUACACGAGAGUUCAAUAAAAAGACAUCUGCAGAAGAACAUCCGCGAAUAUAAAAGUUCCUUCGCAAAUCGAGUAUCAGAUCGACUGUCAUCCUCAAGAAAAAGGCACGAUUACAAGAGGGAGAUGAAAAACGGAAUAACUUUACUCAUUGCUUAUCGUAAACAGUAAUAAAUUUAUCUCGCUAAUUGUAUAAUUUAUGUACGACAGUAAUAAAUUAUCGAGAUAAUAAACGAGGAAAGAAAGAGAAAAAUAGGCAAAAGAGAAGAUCGAGAGCCCACGUGGUCCACGUCAUCGACGAUAAGAUCAAAUGCGCGGCGGCCUGAUGGAGUCUCACUUCUAUACAUUGACAAUGAUGCUUGACGAACAAUACUGCUGCCUUGCCGACGAGAGUCGAAUUGGAUCAUCGAGAAAUAAGCUCAAGAGACUAAAGAUGAUGGCGAACGAAGAAAGGCUUGUGCACUCGUGCUUUUAAAUCAGUAACAUCAAGCACGCGCUCGUCGUCGCGCCGACAUCAUGGGGAAUGGCAUGAACAAGGUACUUCCCGGUCUUUAUAUAGGUAAUUAUCAGGACAGCAAGGAUGCCGAUCAAUUGGAGCGUUUUGAGAUCACGCAUAUUCUGGCUAUUCACGACACGGCUCGUCGUCUGCAUUCCGAUAAGCAUUACUUAUGCAUCUUGGCAGCGGACAGUCCUGAUCAGAAUUUAUCGCAAUACUUCUCUUUGUGCAACGAUUUCAUCCAUGCCGCCCGUCUUCGCGGCGGAAAUGUACUGAUCCAUUGUCUGGCAGGAAUGUCGAGGAGUGUGACGGUGGCGGUGGCUUACAUCAUGAGCAUCACCGAUUUGUCCUGGAAAGAAUCACUCAAAGUCGUUAGAGUGGGUCGUUCCAUCGCGAAUCCGAAUGUCGGUUUUCAACAGCAGCUCAAGGAUUUUGAAUCCAGUCGCUUACAAGAUGAGCGUCGCAGAUUAAAGGAGCGGUUUCCCAGUCUCGCUCUCGCCGAGGCUGAUGCAGAGGCUUGCAGAUCCACCUUGAGAAAUUACGAAACACUAGCUCUAGCGAAAGAGGUAUGCGAGGGCAAAUGCGCCAUGGGACGCACUUGUCCAACUGGCCUCUGUCGUCAAGCUACUAAAAGGAGCGCGAGAAGAAAGUCCUCUACUAGCAGCCUCGGAAGUGUAUCGUCCGGCCGGACGCCCCCGCAGACACCACGAAUGCUACCAUCAGCGCCACCCUCGCCGGCCUUGCAUAGAUCAACGAGCGUUGUGUCGACGUCAAGACCGAGGAGUGGUCCGGCAGGAUUGCAUUCUUACACUGGAGGUUCCGCUCCGCCUUCCAGGGCUGUGUCGCGCGUGGAUCUCUCGGCAGCGGUCGCUUGCAGCAGCAGCAACGCCAAUCUUUCCGCCGUGGGCAGAUCGAGUGUAUUCUCCAGCAGUAAUUGGCGAUUGACCGCCGGUUCCGCACCGAAUACGCCGCGACCGACGCCGCCGGUCUCGCCGCAACGUUGGCCGCGACGGCUCUCGAAUCGGCAAACUCCUCAGCUGCCGGCACCACCGGAAUCGCAUUCUUCGACGAUGACGUAGCAUCAGGAGAAGCCCGGUUUGCUCUCGAGUUUGAUAGAGUAGAAAAUCAUUUAGCGGAUGAUCGGCGAAUAGUUCUCGAGAAUCCCGGCUGGCUGUUGCGCGCUCUUUAUUUCGCGGGAUAAAUUAUCAACUUAUUGCGCGUGCAGCCUUGAAAAAAAUGAAGAAGCUUCCGGCAAAGAUAUAUAAAUUUCGUAAUAAAAUGCGCCUGCUAAUGUUUCGCAUUCGGGACAUGCAAUCCAUUCUAGCGUUCAUUCGGAUGAAAUUAUUAGAGGUAAAUGAUCUUUUACGUGAUCGCGUAAUGGUACACAAUCGACAUGAUUCGAACUUGAUUCGUGCCAGCGACACAUUAAACGCGCAUAUCGCAUAAUGAUGGAAAUUGUUGGUUAAUUUUGAUCUGUACAAAUUGUUAUACAAGUGUUACUCAUCUGGUUACAUAUCUGGCGAGAAAGUGCUUUUGACAAAGAUAGUAGGAGAAACGGGAGGGAAAUCUCUUCAUAGAUACAGUUUGGGCACAUUCGAGCGUUUUAUAAGUAAUAAGUGAGUUGAUUUUACGAUUUGAAACAUUCGUAUUAAUCGAAGAAAUUAUGAUAAAUGAGAUCUCUAUCACUGACAAUCUGUCUUUUAGAUAUAUUACGGAGACCGAGCGUUGCAUUUAUGCAGCUUGCGUAACGAUCGAUCUGCGAGAUGAAGUAAUAAAUUGGAAAGAUUGAUGCAUUCGGGACGUAGAAUUAAUCCUUUGGGAUUUUGUCGGUUAUGGCGAUAAUUGCUUGCAAUUAAGUGCGGCAGGUUAUCUCACGCUUUUACGGCGCCGUUCAAUCGCGCUAUAUAAUAACGGCGCUUGUUAACGAUCCCUACGUAUAUACACGAUCCGCGCUGCAACAAUCCCUCCCAUGAAGAUAACGCGCAAAUCCGUUACCGACUAAUUAAUUGGUUAUGAAAAAGAGUAUAUAUACGACACGCGGGUUAAUUAUGUUAUAUAGAAUCAGCCGAAGGAUUAAUGAGAAAGUAAAAAAAAAAAAUAUAUCUACAUACGUACAUGAUCGAUCGCGCAAUCGUAAGUUGUGUGGUAGUUUUAAAACAAUUGAUUACCCAGAGUAGAGAGAUUAUUUUUCGAUAUUUAAAACUUAUGGCGUCGUGAGAGAAAAUGAGAGAGUAUACAAGACAUGUACAAAAACUCAUGUACAAAAGGAGCGAGAUUGUUUCAGACAUCGACAAGAUAUACCGAAUCGGGAAUCUUUCUGCGAAGAAGAUAGUCGGUUCUAUUACGAUUACGCUCAGAGGCAACGGACCUUUGUUUCAGCAAAACCUGUUCCAACCUGAUUGCGUUCGCUACCGUCCAUACGAUUGUUGGCUUUCUAGCGAGAUCGCACUAUUUUACCGCAUGUUGUUGAAAAAGGAUUGAGGGAGAGAUACAUAUAUCUAUAGAUCUAUAUGCACGUACACGCAACAUACACGUACGUACGUUAACGAUACAUACAUACAUAUGUAAUACGUUGUUGUGCGAAAAGGGCUUUCAGAGAAUUUUAUAAACGCGCGAUCGAUGAUCGCGAUUAUAUUAUUAUAUACGAGUAGAGUGAUAGGCAUUAGAUAAAGAAAAUCUUGUUGUUGCUGUUGUUGUUGUUUCACCAGCACGAGCACCAGUCGCAAACGAGUUGAGAUUUAUGAUAGCGUCGCUUCAAUCGUCCUUCAGUAAUACUACAAUAUUAUAGAAUACACGAUAACGUAAUGUAGAUCGUUUUUUAAUCGUUUUCACGUAUGUAGAAGCUGCUCGUGUAAAUGACGAUGUGUAAAGCGUCGUCGCAGUGUAGGACCGAUCGUAUAUUAAAUAUGCAUUUCGUGUCACAAAUUCGCGACAUUUUCUAAGAAAAUUAAUUAUGAGUAGAAUUAGAGCGGAAAAAAUUGUUAAGAGAUACUCUUUUAAUUAAAGAUUUCGUUUUAUUGCGUUAUAUUUUAGAUAAGGAGCGGAAAAAUUAUAUCGCGUUUAAUUCUAAAAGAGAGAUGAUUUUUAUCGAGUUUGAUGCCGCGCCAAAUUUUAUUAGAUUUGGAUUAGAUGAAUUCGUAAUUUGUUUAAUAGAAUAACUGAAGAAAAAAGCAAUAUUUUUGUAAGUUUUUUGUUUGCGCGAAAUAUACAAAUAUACGUGAAACAAAAAUUUGUCAAAUAAGUGACUUUGCGUUAAUAUUUAAUUUAAAUUAUUACUUUAGAAUAAAAGAAGA